AUGGAUGAAUCCUACUGGAAUCACCAAGCUGAUCAAGAUGUUGUUCGGUUUCUUUGCAGCUGCUCUAUUCACUUUCCAUCUGUCAUCACAGGUGGUUUGGACACAACCAACAACUAUCUCUGCUCUAACAACCAUUUUGGCUCCAACAACCACCUCUGCUUCAACAACCACCUCUGCUUCAACAACCACCUCUGCUCCAACAACUACCUCUGCUUCAACAACUGCCUCUGCUCUAACAACCACUUUGGCUCCAACAACUACCUCUGCUUCAACAACUGCCUCUACUCUAACAACCACUUUGGCUCCAACAACCACCUCUACUACAACAACCACCUCUGCUCCAACAACCACCUUGGCUCCAACAACUACCUCUACUACAACAACCACCUCUGCUCCAACAACCACUUUGGCUCCAACAACUACCUCUACUACAACAACCACCUCUGCUCCAACAACCACCUUGGCUCCAACAACUACCUCUACUACAACAACCACCUCUGCUCCAACAACCACUUUGGCUCCAACAACUACCUCUACUACAACAACCACCUCUGCUCCAACAACCACCUCUACUACAACAACCACCUCUGCUCCAACAACCACCUUGGCUCCAACAACUACCUCUACUACAACAACCACCUCUGCUCCAACAACCACUUUGGCUCCAACAACUACCUCUACUACAACAACCACCUCUGCUCCAACAACCACCUUGGCUCCAACAACUACCUCUACUACAACAACCACCUCUGCUCCAACAACCACCUCUGCUCCAACAACUACCUCUACUACAACAACCACCUUGGCUACAACAACUACCUCUAUUACAACAACCACCUUGGCUACAACAACCACCUCUGCUACAACAACCACCUCGGCUCCAACAACCAUCUCUGCUACAACAACUACCUCGGCUCCAACAACCCCCACUUCAACCAAUGCCACAGCUUUGAAGGGCACUGCAUCUUCAGCCUCAACCUUCAAAUUUCUACCAGUGCUGCUUCCUCUGGCUUUAACAGCUUCCCAAUUUUAUGCCUGAUAACACAAUCUGACAGUUUCGAAAGUUGUCAUCUGCUCAUCUAA
Messenger RNA from Xiphophorus maculatus (southern platyfish), 1083 nucleotides. Its product is annotated as probable serine/threonine-protein kinase clkA. Lineage: Eukaryota; Metazoa; Chordata; Actinopteri; Cyprinodontiformes; Poeciliidae. The record is from RefSeq and is a predicted model, not a curated record. Bases 1 to 1083 code for a protein of 360 amino acids. The transcript is spliced from 3 exons.